AUGAGCUGGAUCUUUACUUUAUGCUGUGGAGCAACAAGGAAAAAGUAUGUUGUUACAUUGCUAGGAUUGCAGGAGGACCAAAGGCAUGUCCUGAGGCAUUCGAUUUCGAACUACAAGAUGGACAAGUCCCUCAGGCCCUUUUCUGAAGACACCUGCAUUGCAAACGGAAUGGAGCUGAUUCUUCAGUCACUAGACGACAAUGCAGAUCUAUAUGAGAUAAGGGGAAUCCACAUGGGCCUUGCAGCGGGAGUAAUCUUUGCAGUAGAUGCAGAUAGCAAAAGCUCGGUUGAGAAGUGUAUUGCGCUCAUCAACGAAGACACAACGAAGACAAAAGACAUUAUUGUUGUUCUUUGCAGAUCUAAUAUCUAUGGGAAUGAGUCUGUACAGGAGCUCAAGAGGACCUGUGAUGAGAUAGGGCAUGGGAAGAUCGAGUUUAUUCUCUACGAGGAAUCAAAGGCAUUUCUAGGUGUUCAUAGGGGGAUAAAUUGGAUAUGCAAUCGGUUAGAGGAAUGA
Molecule: messenger RNA, 513 nt
Organism: Encephalitozoon hellem ATCC 50504
Lineage: Eukaryota; Fungi; Microsporidia; Unikaryonidae
Exons: 1
Coding region: 1-513 (170 amino acids)
Source: RefSeq, a predicted model, not a curated record